AUGGCUCCAAAAGGUAAAAAAGUGGCACCAGCACCAUUUGCUGCUAAAUCAGCCAAGACAGCUGAGUCUAAAAACCCAUUAAUUGAAUCUAGUCCUAAGAACUUUGGUCUUGGACAAUCGAUCCAACCAAAGAGAAACUUAUCUAGAUUUGUUAAAUGGC
Messenger RNA from Lodderomyces oxycetoniae, 160 nucleotides. RefSeq lists its product as uncharacterized. Lineage: Eukaryota; Fungi; Ascomycota; Pichiomycetes; Serinales; Debaryomycetaceae. The annotation marks the transcript as partial. The record is from RefSeq and is a predicted model, not a curated record. The transcript has a single exon.